Rhododendron vialii is the source of this 1520-nucleotide messenger RNA. Its product is annotated as UPF0481 protein At3g47200-like. Bases 108 to 1439 code for a protein of 443 amino acids. NCBI's taxonomy places the organism in Eukaryota, Viridiplantae, Streptophyta, Magnoliopsida, Ericales, Ericaceae. The transcript has 3 exons. The record is from RefSeq and is a predicted model, not a curated record.
CAAAAAGAAAGGAAAAGAAAAGAUGCUGAAGUAAUGUGUCUUUUACUGUUUUACUAGCUUGAACUAUUUAUAGGGUGGAUUGGAGUACUGGAGUGGUUAAGGAGGAAAUGGGAGAAAAGCUUAAUGAUUGGGCGAUACAAGUAGAAGAUGAAUUGAAGCUAAUGCCAACAACCGAAACUACAGAAAUGCAACAAUGGGACAAGCAAUCCAUCUACAAAGUCCCGGAAUGCUUCACGGACUUGAACAAGAAAGCCUACAAGCCCCAGUUCGUCUCCUUCGGGCCAUACCAUCACGAGGAGCCCCACUUGGAGCCGAUGGAGAAGCACAAGCACCGCGCUCUCCUCCAUUUUCUCAAGAGGUCCCAAAAGCCUCUUGCGUCCUAUGUCGCCGCUCUGGCCGAAGUCGCUCAAAGUCUGAAAGGCUCGUACGAGUCACUCGAUCACAUUUGGCAAGCCGACACCGGCCGGUUCUUGAUGCUGAUGAUUCUUGAUGGCUGUUUUGUGCUCGAAGUCAUGCGUACCUCGACGCUGCAGGUGAAUUAUUAUUCAGAAAACGAUCCGAUCUUCAGUGAGCAUGGGAAGCUCCACAUUGUGCCUUAUAUCAGACGUGACAUGAUGAUGCUUGAAAAUCAACUCCCCAUGCUUCUUCUCACCACGCUUGUUGCUGUUGAAAAGGAGGAGGGAACUAAGUUUCAUGAGAUUGUGAACAAGCUUAUUUGCAAGUUCUGCUUCCCCAACCCCUGGUUCCCAUACGACGCCAGCAUUGGCGAAUGCUUGCACUUACUCGACGUGUACAGGUCAAGUCUCCUUAUACGCGUGAGAACAAGAAGAAAGAUCCGCGCCCAUGCACAAGGCAAUGAGGUCAUCCGGUCUAGCACGGGAGGCAACGAGGUCAUCCGGUGCGCAAUGGAGCUUAGCGAUGCCGGAAUCCGAUUCAAGAAAAGCAGGAGCGCAACCCUGAAUGACAUCUCCUUUACAGGUGGGGUGCUGAGUCUCCCGCCCAUAGUGGUGGACGGCACUACUGAGUCUACGUUUUUGAACCUCAUUGCUUUCGAGCGGUUCCAUGUUGAUUUUGUGGGGAACGAGGUGACCUAUUAUAUCUUCUUCAUGAGCAAAAUCAUCGAAAGCGCGGAGGACGUUAGCAUCUUGCGCACUGGAGGGAUCAUCAAGAAUGCCCUCGGCAGUGACGACGACGUCGUCAAACUCUUCAAUUCCCUCUCUAAGGAUCUAACACUUGACCCGUUAACUAUCCUGUAUGGGUUGCAUGGGACGGUCAAUAAGUACUGGGAGGAGCGCUGGGUGCGUGUGUAUAUCAUGAAGAACUAUUUUAGGAACCCUUGGGCGAUGCUCUCGCUCAUAGCUGCUGUUUUCCUUUUCUUCUUCACGCUAGCACAAACGGCAUACACCAUUAUAUCGUAUCACGAUCCGGCCAAGAAUUAGAAUUCUCCAUGAUCCAGCUGUUGGUACUAAGCCAGAGGCUCCACCUCCAUUUGUGCCUAUUUAAUCUGUUGUACACUUGUA